AUGGGACUCCUCGACUACUUCCAUCUGCCUCCGGACCCCAUCGUCUCAUUUCGACUUGACUCUCACAGGCCCUUCGGACCAGGAAGCCCUGUCUCUGGUCUCCUCGUACUGGAAGUCCCGCCAGACCCCAAGGCAAAGACGCAACCACCACCACCAAGACAAAUCAACACCGCAGAGAUCACCUUCUACGGCCGAGCAGCUACUGCUACCACCCGCUCGGAGUCCACCGGCAACAAUCAAACGAGGACCAUCUACUACAAAGACGAAGUCUCCUUGUUCCAGCAGCCUCGGCUGCUAGCCCAGGGCGUUUCUGUCGACGAGAGUAGUCCGUUCACCUCGAGAUUCGAGUUCGUGUUUCCUUACGGAGCGGAUGCCCUGCCUUUCCCAUCCCCGUAUAAGGAGGGAAGGCGGAUCCACGGCAUAUACGAUGCGGCGUUCGACCAAAGGCCAUUACCCCCGAGCUUCGAGCUAGGAGGUGGCAAUAACUACGCGAUCGUGGAGUACAACAUGAAGGUAGUGUGCCAGUUCGAAGGAGACAAGGUUCCCCUCGAAGUCCUUCUUCCGGCGCCACUGGAGUUUGCACCACCCUCGUCAGUUCCACUCCAUCUCAGCCAGCGGCCCCAACUUAAAGAGUUCGUGCAGGAAGCAGAGCACUACUCCAGCAGCCGAUUGACCGGUGCCGAGAAGAGCUUCAAGCACAGCUUCCGGGACAAGUUCAGCUCGAGCACGCCGUCUGUGGAUGUCGUGCUGAAGGUCACAAUGCCGAGCAGUCUGCAGCCUGGAGCUUCCUUCCCCAUUUACGCCUGCAUGGAAGUCAGCAAACCAUCCACGCCGGAGAUCAAUCUGCCGGUAGCCGACAUCAGGAUCAAGAAGCUGGAGUGGCAUCGCCUAGUCUACUAUCGUGCUCCGCUUGAUCACCCUCACUCCCACGUCAAGGAGCACGAGCAGUCCCGGACCGACGAGACGAAGCUCAACACGCUUCCUGAAAGCCAGUGGAUCGAGCCACGUGAAACCAUCCCAGGCCAGGAUAAGAAAGAGAGAUCCUGGUACUACCCUGCUACGUUCGAAGCGAGAGUCCCUGGGGAUGCGUGCAUGAGUUUCCACACGAGGAAUAUUGAUUGCGGGUAUGGGUUGGAGGUGAAGCUGGAGACUGAACUGUGUGGGAAGGAGUUUGAGUACAAGGUUGUGACGGAUGUGCUGGUUGUUCCAGGCGGUGGCGCCGGCGGUGGUAUGGUCUGA
This is a messenger RNA of Saxophila tyrrhenica, 1239 nucleotides long. RefSeq lists its product as uncharacterized. The record is from RefSeq and is a predicted model, not a curated record. NCBI's taxonomy places the organism in Eukaryota, Fungi, Ascomycota, Dothideomycetes, Mycosphaerellales, Extremaceae. Gene Ontology annotation, cellular component: cytoplasm. Bases 1 to 1239 code for a protein of 412 amino acids. Gene Ontology annotation, biological process: protein transport. The transcript has a single exon.